AUGCCCGAAGCCAACUCCUCCUGCCGGGAAGCCAUGCCAAGCAGGAAGAAAAAGAAGCCGCCCGCGCGCCGCACGGUCAGCCAGAUCUGCCCUCCUCCGCGACGCCCCCUAACCGUGGCCGACAUACGGCCGGGCAUGGAGAACGAGAGGCUGGGGGUCGUGAGGGAUUCCAUGUUUCAGAACCCGCUCAUCGUCAAGGCUGAACUUGGGAAGCCUCGAGAAAGAAGCUACAGUCUGCCUGGAGUUGAUUUUAAUUAUGGCCUGUACAUCCGGGGCACGGAUGGAGGGGUACCUGCAGCCCUCGGCCAUUGGAAUGUGUUCAAGCAGCAGCCCACCUGCCCCCACGAGCUGACUCGGAACUACAUUGCCAUGAACCGUGGAGCUGUGAAAGCAGGCCUCAUCACUGCCCGGGAGAAUGUCCUGUACCGCCAGCUCAACGACAUCCGCAUCAGUGACCAGGAUGACCGGCAGACAAAGAAGGAGCCACCCUCGAUACCUCCAGACAUGACGUUUGGGAUUCCAGCUCGGCCUUCGACACCAUUCUUUGAUCUGCUGCAGCACCGGUACCAACAGCUGUGGGUCCAGGAGCAAAAGGCUGCUCAGAAGGCCAUUAAAAUGGAGAAAAAACAGAAGAUGAUCCUCGGGAAGCUGUACAAUACACGGAGCAGUCUGCUGAGGAAGUACAUGCCACCGGUGAAACCAGACGAGCUGUGGCGCAUACCUCACUUCCAGAAGGUGGGCCCCCACCUCGACACCUUCCCCACCGAGGCUGAUCGCCAGAGGGCCCUCAAGGCCCACCGGGAAGAGCACGCUGUGCGCCAAGGGCUGCUGCGGAUGGGCAACUACACCCACCACUAG
Molecule: messenger RNA, 858 nt
Organism: Elephantulus edwardii (Cape elephant shrew)
Lineage: Eukaryota; Metazoa; Chordata; Mammalia; Macroscelidea; Macroscelididae
Gene: CFAP77
Product: chromosome unknown open reading frame, human C9orf171
Exons: 6
Coding region: 1-858 (285 amino acids)
Source: RefSeq, a predicted model, not a curated record